AUGCGAGUCUUUGCACUUGUGCUUUUGACCUUCUGCUCCACUGGAACAUGCUCCGGGGAGGAUAAUAAGUGUCCUGAUGGAUGUGAAUGCACUGAUUGGAAAGGUUUUUAUGUUUCGUGUACAGAUAUUGCUUCCUUGCCCUUAUUUCCUGGGAACACAGAAACACUACGUCUUUAUGAAACGAGACUGAGCUCUGUUCCUCCAGACGCAUUCGCCAACAUGGAGAACGUCUCAUUAAUUUAUCUCUCAGGUGACGUCACAUUAAGAAGUUUAGAGAAAAAUUCAUUUUUCAACCUGAAGAAAAUUACACAUAUAGAAAUAAGAAACACCAGAAGUCUGACGAAUAUCGAUCCUGAAGCUUUCAAAGAUCUACCGAAGUUAAAAUACUUAGGUUUGUUCAACACUGGACUCUCCAUCUUUCCUGCUCUGACCAAGAUCCACUCUGAUGAAUCUUCAUUCAUGCUAGAAAUUACUGAUAAUAUUUACAUCACUGAAAUUCCUGCAAAUGCAUUCCAAGGCAUUACCAAUGACAUGCUAACAGUGAUGUUAUACAGUAAUGGCUUUACUAAAAUCCAACACCAUGCCUUCAACGGGACAAAACUAGAUGCCAUAUAUCUUCACCGAAACAAACAACUAACAGAUCUGAGUAAAGACAUGUUUGCAGAAACCAUUAGUGGUCCAGUGCUGCUUGACGUAUCCGAUUCGGCCGUUACCUCUCUUCCAGCAAGAGGACUGGAGUCACUCCGGGAACUCAGCGCUCGGAAUGUUUGGGCCCUUAAAAAGCUUCCACCAAUCAAAACCUUCAGACAUCUGAUUGGUGCUGAUAUGACAUAUCCUAGUCACUGCUGUGCAUUCAAGAACCUUAAGAAAAAGAAAGGCUACCUGGAAUACAUCAUUUGUAACCUGACUGCAGUUCAUGGCCAACACCACAGAAGAUCAGUGGAUGCAUUUACAGUCCAAGCUGUCAUGGAUUCUAUAGACACAAAAGACAUGAGUGAGCUCCUGCAUAGAAACACCUAUGACCACCAUGAUUUGCUAAGUAGUCUACAUUAUCAUGACUUUCUUGAUGGGCAUGCUGAGCAUGAUUUGGGCUUUGGGGACACACUGAAGAAUCCUCAGGCAGCCACCAGCCAGGACUUUGACAGUCAUUAUGACUAUAUUAUAUGUGAGGAUGGAGAAGCUGUGACAUGCUCUCCAGCUCCUGAUGACUUCAACCCCUGUGAGGACAUCAUCGGUUUCAGCUUCCUGAGAGUGUCUGUCUGGUUUGUUAGUUUGUUGGCUGUACUUGGAAAUUUGGUGGUUCUCUUUGUGCUGCUCACCAGUCAUUAUAAAUUGUCUGUCUCCCGGUUCCUUAUGUGCCACCUAGCAUUUGCUGACUUCUGCAUGGGCAUCUAUCUGCUUCUCAUUGCCUCAGUGGACCUUUACACGCAGUCAGAAUAUUACAAUCAUGCCAUAGACUGGCAGACAGGAUCAUGGUGCACCUUUGCUGGAUUUAUCUCCAUCUUUGCAAGUGAGUUGUCAGUUUAUACACUGACCACAAUCACUCUGGAGCGCUGGCACGCAAUCAAUUUUGCAAUGCAUUUAGAUCGUAAGCUGCGUUUGUCUCAUGCCUCUGCUGUCAUGCUCGGUGGUUGGCUCUUAUGCCUCCUGCUUGCCCUUAUGCCAGUGUUGGGUGUGAGCAGUUACCAAAAGGUUAGCAUAUGCUUGCCCAUGAGCACUCAGAACCUUUUGGACCAAGUUUACAUUCUAUUUAUGUUAGUUCUCAACAUUGUGGCCUUUGUGGUCAUCUGUGCCUGCUACAUUAGGAUCUACUGUGCAGUGCGCAACCCCACUUACACCUCAUCCAGCAAAGAUAGCAGUAUUGCUAAGCGCAUGGCUGUGCUAAUAUUCACUGACUUCCUCUGCAUUGCACCAAUCUCCUUCUACGCCAUAUCGGCUGCGCUGGAUCAUCCUCUAAUAACUAUUUCAAACUCCAAGAUCCUGCUUGUGCUCUUCUACCCACUGAACUCCUGUGCUAAUCCUUUUCUCUAUGCUAUAUUUACCAAAGCCUUUCAGGGAGAUGUGUUUAUCUUGCUCAGCAAGAUUGGCCUGUGUGAGCAACGGGCUCAACUGUUUCGAGGCCAAACUGUCUCCACAAAAGCAAGUAGUGGAGACUCAAACAGACGUGGAGUAAAAAUAAAAAUGCUAACCCGAUGGAAUGUUCUGGCCACUGCUACCUGUCACCAACAUGGACACUAA
This is a messenger RNA of Hemibagrus wyckioides, 2238 nucleotides long. It is a transcript of the gene tshr, whose product is annotated as thyroid stimulating hormone receptor. The transcript has 10 exons. The record is from RefSeq and is a predicted model, not a curated record. Bases 1 to 2238 code for a protein of 745 amino acids. Gene Ontology annotation, biological process: G protein-coupled receptor signaling pathway. Gene Ontology annotation, molecular function: protein binding; thyroid-stimulating hormone receptor activity. Gene Ontology annotation, cellular component: membrane. NCBI's taxonomy places the organism in Eukaryota, Metazoa, Chordata, Actinopteri, Siluriformes, Bagridae.